Molecule: messenger RNA, 3816 nt
Organism: Lepisosteus oculatus (spotted gar)
Lineage: Eukaryota; Metazoa; Chordata; Actinopteri; Semionotiformes; Lepisosteidae
Gene: gga3a
Product: golgi associated, gamma adaptin ear containing, ARF binding protein 3a
Biological process (GO): Golgi to plasma membrane transport; intracellular protein transport; protein localization to cell surface
Cellular component (GO): trans-Golgi network
Molecular function (GO): small GTPase binding; phosphatidylinositol binding; ubiquitin binding
Source: RefSeq, a predicted model, not a curated record
UCCCCGAUGCGACAUCGCGAGAUUUCUUGCGCUGAGAAUAUGGCGGAUCCGGAAGGAGAGUCACUAGAGUCUUGGCUUAAUAAAGCCACCAAUCCCUCCAACAGACAGGAAGACUGGGAAUAUAUCAUAGGAUUCUGUGACCAAAUCAAUAAGGAAUUAGAAGGUCCACAGAUAGCUGUGAGGUUACUGGCUCAUAAAAUCCAAUCCCCACAGGAAUGGGAGGCUAUACAGGCCCUGACUGUUUUAGAAGCUUGCAUGAAGAACUGUGGGAGAAGGUUCCAUAAUGAAGUUGGAAAGUUUAGAUUUUUAAAUGAAUUGAUCAAAGUAGUUUCCCCUAAGUACCUGGGUGACAGGGUAUCAGAAAGGGUGAAGACAAAAGUUAUCGAAAUGCUGUACAGCUGGGCGGUGGCCCUACCCGAUGAAGCCAAAAUAAAUGAAGCCUAUCAAAUGUUAAAGAGACAAGGCAUUGUGACCUCAGACCCAGAGAUCCCCGUCGACAAGACUCUGAUUCCCUCUCCCCCGGCACGCCCCCGGAACCCCGUGUUUGAGAAUGAAGAGAAGAGCAAGAUCCUGGCUGAACUCCUAAAAAGCAAAAAUCCAGAGGACUUGCAGGAGGCCAACAGGCUCAUUAAGAACAUGGUCAAGGAGGAUGAAGCCAGAAUGCAAAAGGUGACAAAGUGUGCAAACACCCUGGAGGAAGUCAACAACAACGUGAAGCUCCUCAAUGAGAUGCUGACCCACUUCAGCAGAGAGGAGUCUUCUGAGGGAGACAGAGAGCUGAUGAAGGAGCUGUACGAUCGCUGUGACAAGUUGAGACGCACUGUGUUCAAACUGGCCACGGAGACGGAGGACAAUGACAGCAGCUUAGGACAGAUUCUGCAAGCGAGUGACGACCUCUCCCGAGUCAUUAACUCCUACAAGAGGACAGUGGACGGGCUGGCAGUCAACGGAGAGCUUGAUUCCUUGGGACUGGCAGCUCGCGAAACCCAUAAAGGCAGCAGCAAUACAGAGACGCUGAUUGACCUGGCUGGCAUUGACGUCUCGAGCCCCUCGCCCCCGGAACCAGCACCUCCUCCUCCUCCCAGGACUCUGGCUCCGGCUCCGGCUCCACCGAUCCCCAUCCUGCCCCCGCCCCCCCAGUGCUGCCCCGCCGCUCCGUCCGAGAGCCCCGGCGCUCAGCCGGCAGGCCGCGGCUCCGCUGCGCUCUCGCUGCUGGACGAGGAGCUGCUCUCGCUAGGCUUGAAUGACCCAGUGCCCAUUCCCAAUAACCCAAAGGAAGAUGCGUUGAGCAGUCAGUGGACCUCUCUGCAGGCUCCUAGUCCUGGGCUGGACCUUUUCAGCAACACACCCAUGUCCACAGCCCCCCAGUCCUCGGGCUCUGCCUACCCUGCCGCCCCCAGAACCGGCUCCUACUCUUACCUCAGCCCAGCCCCCACGAACCCCAGCCUGCAGGACCUCACGAUGCUGGACCUCGGGGAGCCCAGGAGCAUGCCCGCGCCCUUGAAUCCAGGCUCCAGGUUUGGCGCGGGCGCCUCUGCCGGCCCUGUGGUUCCCACCAUGCUGGGGUUCCCCGCCGCCAGCGCCACCCCGGCCCCCCUGAGCACAGGCACCGCGGCGGCGGCCCCCUUCUCCCACUCCCUGGUGCAGGCUGCGAGCUCCUCCUCCACCCCUGGGAGCCCCCUUUUCCGCUCGCUCUCACCCAUCCACCUGCCCCCCCAGAGCAGCCCCGCCAGGGGUCCCGACAGCUCCCUGGCCAGCGUGCACGUCCCUCUGGACUCCAUCAAGCCCAGUCAGGUCUUGCCGGUCACUGCCUACGACAAGGAUGGAGUCCGAGUCCUGCUGCACUUCGCCAAGGAGUGCCCCCAGGGCCGCCCCGACGUGCUCGUGCUCGUGGUCUCCAUGCUGAACACUGCCCCCCUGCCCGUAAAAAACAUCGUGCUGCAGGCAGCUGUGCCCAAGUCGAUGAAGGUGAAGCUGCAGCCUCCCUCCGGAACAGAGCUGGCGCCUUUUAACCCCGUCCUGCCCCCAUCAGCCAUCACCCAAGUCAUGCUGCUCGCCAACCCACUGAAGGAUAAAGUGCGACUGCGGUACAAGCUGACUUUCACCCUUGGGGACAGGCCUUGCACUGAGGUGGGAGAAGUAGACCAGUUUCCUCCAGCUGAGAAAUGGGGGAACCUAUAGCGCCCCUGAACACCUGAUGACGGGGUGACCCAUGAUGCCAGGCGAAGAGACAGAUUGACCUUACAUUGCUGGGAGAAAAAUCAAAGCGUUGAUGAAUGUUUUCUUUAGUAGUCAAGUGCUAUUACUUUUACACAAUCCAUUAUCGCACACAUUUUAAUCACUUUCAGUUGUCAGCUGAUCUUUUUUUUUUUGUUUAACUCUUGCAAUUCUAAAUGUCCUGCCAGCCCUAGGCUGUUUCAAAGGCUGCACUUUAAGAGAUGUUCCAGUAUUGGGGGGGGGGACAACCCUGCAUUUGCUACCGGUAUCGCAAAGUAUGUGUCUCUUCUGAAAGAGUCCGACUGUGCGAGAUGUGUAUACUUAAAUUAUUACGCUGAAGAUGACUUGAAAAGAGCUUGAUGCUUUACUGAAGGAGGAGAAGGGUAGCGUGACAGAAACACAGUAUGCCGAAGGACAGUUCCAGCUUGUACAGCGCAUAAAGCCAAAUGGGAAAACCAAUUAGCUAAUCGGAAGUGAACAGUUCUUGUAUUGUUCAGUUAUUGGAGACCAUGACUGAUUGGGACUGCAAGAAAUUCAUAUUUACCCUUCCCCUGCAAUUACUUUACCAACCAUGCCCACUUCUUUUACCCUGGUGCUCAAAUAGAUGGCACUAAUUUUCUCUGCAUUUGGGGAGUAAAUAGUUCUGAUGACUCAGAUAUGACGUCAUGGCCUAAUUGCUACUCUGCUUAGUGCUGUUGUCCUUUUUUAUUAGAUAUUAUUUAUUCAAGGUAUUUUGUAGUCCAUGAAGUAUUUGUACACUGGUGACUACCCAAAUAUUUUUGUUUUUGAUGUAAAUUUUAAUUAUUAUUAUUAUUGUCUUACAGGUGUGGUUUAUAAUUCUGGAUUAUUUUGGUGAGAAAAUAUUUGGUUAUUGUACCUAAAACAACCUAGAGUAAUACAGUGUAACCUUACCCACAAUACAACAUAAUCGUGUGUGGUUUGCAAAAGUUCAUUUCUCACACUGUAUUACUUUUCUGUGAGUGUAGUUAUACAAAAGUAUUAUUAUUAUUGAUUGGUUUGAGAUAAGGAUUGAUAACAUUUUGCUCAAACCGGUUGUUACACUGCUGAAUUUAUCAAAACACUGAACAGCUCCCCACUGGCCUCUUGUUAUUUUCUGUAUCUCUAGGCUGCUAUACUCAUGUUUUUUUUUUUAAAUUAGCUUUAACCUUUGCAAAUCUCUAGUGGUAGAGCAUGCUUACAAAAUGCAAAAGACUGCACACAGGAAGUCAGAUAUGGUCUUAGUAUUUAGACUGGCAAGAUACUGUCCAACAGCCUGAACAAUCUCAAGAGAAUAUUCCUAAUGGCUUCUGUGCUGCGUGGCUACAGCAUGAGAAACGAGAGUGCGUCCCCCUCUGUGCUUUCUCUUCCCUUCAUAACGUUUGCCGGCCCAGAAGCCUUUUCUUCUGUCAGCACCGAUGUUAAAACUCUUUUUAUGUGUUCUGUUGUAUUUAUUGUCUACUUCUAGAGAUGUUUCUGUUCAAUGUAACGUAACGUGCAUCUCUCUUUAGCUAAAACCUAACAAAAGUUGUAAAUAUUUGAGUGUUGGAAGUUGUUUCACUGCAUGAAGAAUUAAAAAUCUUCGUUUUAAAGCAGCCAUAA